GCAAACUUGGUCGGUAGUAGUCGAUGGAGGCGUGAGGGGCGGCGGGCAACGGGGAAGGUAUUCGAGUUCAUCCGGAAGGCCCAAAGUUGUGGAUUUGACUCCAGAGGGCUGGCGGGCUAGAAGAAACCAAGGGCUAGCGACUGGCGAUGUAGUGUGGGUUCUGGGCCGCUCAGUGGAUGGAGUUGACUGAGGUCAUGGCCAAUGGCUCUGGAAUGAAUCCCAUUCGAUGGAGCAGAGCAAGGAGAGUAUCCACAUGCGUCGUCCCUGGUCGCCGCCGCCGGUCUUCCGUCCCGUCGGUUGGCCUGCGAUUUGUGUUGACGUCGAGUCAGCGCCGGGCUGUUGUGGAGUCUCGCACAAGCAGUGCCGUGCGGUCGGAGCUGAAUAGCUAGCGGAAUACGGACACAUGCCAAUAAAGUGUGUGAUUAACGUUCAAGUUGGGGAUGCUCUCGGGUUCAUCCCAGCUGUGGCGCACACUCUAAUGCAGGGGCAGGUACUCCGUACGGAUAUUCGUAUCGACCAAGGCCAUCUCGUCCGAAGAUGCGGCCACCCGAACUUCUGGCUAGGAGUCGGAACGAUGCAGCUUUACCAGUGGAUGUUGAAUGAUGUUUGUCGGGAGAAUUACGUCGAUAUCCUGAGGUGGCACCCGACGGUGGUUUACCAGACGCAAAAGGUACGUACAUUUGGAUUGUUGAUAAGAAAAGGUGCGUAAC
Colletotrichum phormii is the source of this 710-nucleotide messenger RNA. RefSeq lists its product as uncharacterized. Lineage: Eukaryota; Fungi; Ascomycota; Sordariomycetes; Glomerellales; Glomerellaceae. The record is from RefSeq and is a predicted model, not a curated record. Bases 404 to 709 code for a protein of 101 amino acids. The transcript is spliced from 2 exons.